Prosopis cineraria is the source of this 1474-nucleotide messenger RNA. RefSeq names its product cytochrome c1-2, heme protein, mitochondrial. The coding region runs from base 179 to 1102 and encodes 307 amino acids. The transcript has 8 exons. Gene Ontology annotation, biological process: mitochondrial electron transport, ubiquinol to cytochrome c. The record is from RefSeq and is a predicted model, not a curated record. NCBI's taxonomy places the organism in Eukaryota, Viridiplantae, Streptophyta, Magnoliopsida, Fabales, Fabaceae. Gene Ontology annotation, molecular function: electron transfer activity; heme binding.
GGCGUUGUGUCUCAUCUUCCUCCCGCAUGAGUAGGCUGUCACUGCUGCUCAUCCUCCGAAUUCUCUCUCUUUUUCCUCUUCAUUGAUCUCAGACCUGCCUCUGUUCCUUUCACCACGAGAGCUCAAUUAAGCUUCAUCUUCGGAUUUAUCGCCUUCCCUUGUGCAAACUGAGACUGAGAUGGCUGUAGGCGUUAUUCAACGGUUAUUGAGGAGGAAACUCCAGUCUCAAUCUGCUUCUUCUUCCUUUUUAUCAUCGGUCAUCACGAAAAAAGAUGAUGCUGGCUCUACUGGCAGCAGGUCCUUGAGAGCACUUGCAUUAAUCGGUGCCAGUGUCUCCGGGUUUUUGAGUUUUGCUACGACAGCUUCUGCUGAUGAGGCUGAGCAUGGCCUGGAUUGUCCAAGCUAUCCAUGGCCUCACAAGGGAAUCCUCAGUUCAUAUGAUCAUGCAUCGAUUCGUCGUGGUCAUCAAGUUUAUACACAAGUCUGUGCUUCCUGCCAUUCUAUGUCCCUGGUAUCAUACCGUGAUUUGGUUGGUGUUGCUUAUACAGAAGAAGAGGUAAAGGCUAUGGCAGCUGAGAUUGAGGUGGCUGAUGGCCCUAAUGAUGAGGGUGAGAUGUUUACACGCCCUGGUAAACUCAGUGAUCGCUUUCCCCAACCAUACGCAAAUGAAGCAGCUGCUAGGUUUGCUAAUGGGGGGGCUUAUCCUCCAGAUCUUAGUCUCAUAACCAAAGCCCGCCACAAUGGUCAAAACUAUGUAUUUGCCCUUCUUACUGGUUAUCGUGAUCCCCCUGCUGGUGUUUCGAUUAGAGAGGGACUACACUAUAAUCCUUAUUUUCCUGGUGGAGCAAUUGCCAUGCCUAAAAUGCUUAACGAUGGAGCUGUUGAAUAUGAAGAUGGUACUCCUGCCACGGAAUCUCAGAUGGGAAAAGAUGUCGUGACGUUCCUUGCUUGGGCUGCUGAACCUGAGAUGGAAGAGAGAAAACUGAUGGGUUUUAAGUGGAUUUUUGUGCUGUCGCUGGCACUUCUUCAAGCUGCCUAUUUCCGCCGAUUGAGGUGGUCAGUUCUGAAGUCUCGCAAGCUGGUCCUCGACGUUGUCAACUAGCCAUCCUCAACUUCUAUUUUCACUUCAGAAGAGAUUUCCGUUGGCAAUAAUUUUGUCAGAUCAUUAUGCUGUCGCAUCAUGUCUAAUUCGUUCGACACAAUUAGUGGGUAAUGGAGCAUCCAGAACCGGAAGAGUCUUGGAUUUUUGUUUGGCAGUAAUAAGCUGUAAAAACUUCUAUCUAUGCGAGACACUAAUACGGUUUUCCCGCUUGCCUCUUGUGCUACACCGCACCAACGUAGUUUGAUUCAUUCUCUCUAUUUAUGCAAAUGGCCUGAUAGGGUGGCAAGUGACCUUUAUCUCUUAGGGCAAAAGAAUGAUAUACAAUAGGGUCGAUGUGGCCUCCGUGGAAACAACGGUUCUUUCUCUUUCUCA